CUAGAGAAGGACCAACCCGGAGAAAGAGUCCAGAGUCUCCACCUUUGUCACUGUCUCACUCUUCCUGCUAUUCCUCCCUCAAUCUGUGUAGUAUUGUAUUCAGGUCCUCUUUCCUCUCUCAGUUUUGUUCUGUGAUGCCUCCCAACCUGACCGGCUACUACCGCUUUGUCUCCCAGGACAACAUGGAUAAUUACCUUCGAGCUUUAGAUAUUAAUGUGGCCCUGCGCAAACUGGUUUGCCUCCUGAAGCCUGAUAAGGAGAUAAUCCACACAGGAGAUCAUAUGACCAUCCGCACAAUCACCUCACUGAGGAACUACGUUAUGGACUUUGACCUGGGAAUUGAGUUUGAAGAGGAUCUAGGGCCAGUGGAUGGACGCAAGUGCCAGACAACCGUCUCCUGGGAGGAGGAUCAGCUUGUGUGUGAGCAGCGAGGAGAGAAGAGAAACCGGGGCUGGAGACACUGGUUAGAAGGGGACCUGUUACACCUGCGCAUGACAGCAGAAGAUGAGGUUUGUGUUCAGAUUUUUCAAAAAGUGAAGUAACCACAGCAGAUAAGGUAUCAAGAAUUGAUCCAUUUGAGCAGGACCAGCUUUGUUGCAGAGCCAAAAUCAAAGCUAACAAAUCUGUCUCCUAUGUCACACUUCAAACUGCCUUUGGAUUAAAGAGAUACAAGUGG
This is a messenger RNA of Alligator sinensis (Chinese alligator), 676 nucleotides long. It is a transcript of the gene RBP5, whose product is annotated as retinol binding protein 5. The transcript has 4 exons. Gene Ontology annotation, biological process: fatty acid transport. The record is from RefSeq and is a predicted model, not a curated record. Lineage: Eukaryota; Metazoa; Chordata; Crocodylia; Alligatoridae. The coding region runs from base 135 to 542 and encodes 135 amino acids. Gene Ontology annotation, molecular function: fatty acid binding. Gene Ontology annotation, cellular component: nucleus; cytosol.